Molecule: messenger RNA, 1422 nt
Organism: Daldinia vernicosa
Lineage: Eukaryota; Fungi; Ascomycota; Sordariomycetes; Xylariales; Hypoxylaceae
Product: BAG domain-containing protein
Exons: 1
Coding region: 264-1247 (327 amino acids)
Molecular function (GO): protein-folding chaperone binding
Source: RefSeq, a predicted model, not a curated record
CGCAAGUUAAAAUAAACAACCAUUGCUGGGUGUCCUCCGGGACAACCUAGCUCUUCAAGGUGGCUUCGAGUCAGGCAAUCUUGGCAUCGGCUAGUGCCAUCAAGAAUCUUACAACAUUAUUACCACCUACAUUACAGAAUUACGUUCAGGCAACAGUUGACCACCUCUCCGAAGCUGUCGUUGGAUCCAGCGAGUAUCUUGCUUCCCAGGGAGUUUCAUAUUCAACAUUAGCCUACACUUCCGCUGUGCUCGCCGUACCUUUCAUGAUGAUGUCUCGAUUUUGGGGCCGUAGUCGCGACAACAUAUCGCCAUACGCUUCACAGACCGACACUCAGGGCGUGCCUCAUGUCACCGAAGAUGACUUUAGCUAUAUAACAUCCGAAGAUCUUGAAAAUACCCUACCAUCUUCUUCUCGGGCCUAUGAGCCUCAAAGUCGACGAGCCCCGCCUCCUGCUAAUCUCGACGAUGACGUUCUCUUAAUCAAAAAUAAGGGUGUUACAUAUCCCGUACAUUUCCCUGCAUAUUCAAUCGGCGAUGGUAAAUUACUCGUGAGAGAUGUGCGGGUUCGCGUGGGAUUGGUUAUGGAUCUCAGUGACCGUCGGACUCAUCGUAUGAAGAUGCUCUACAAAGGCCGUCAACUCACAGAGCAGGAUGUUCCCAUUCGCGACUACGGCGUGAAGAACAAUAGCGAAUUGCUAGUUGUAGUACCUGAGGGUAAACUGAGCGACGAGGAUGACGGGACCAGCAGCGAAGAAGUCAUCGUCACAGAGGGUCAACAGAAGCCGAAGAAGGCUAAGAAAAACAAGGGGGGUCGGAAGAAGAAGAAAGAUCGCAUCGAUCCCCGCGAAAGUACUGCCAAUCUCGAAGUACCCGGGCAGCGAGAACGAGAGAGCAGGAAGCCGUCCCCAGAUCCGUCUAUUCACCCAUCCAGGGUAUCGUCUCCUGCAGUGCCUUCAGGGCCUAAAGACAAGCUAGACGCGAUCAGAUCCCAUUUCGACGCACAACUCCUACCAGGUUGUCAGCAGUUUUUGGAUAACCCGCCAAGAGAUGAGAAGAAGUUAAAGGAUGAACAUCGGAGGCUAAGCGAAACGAUCAUGCAGCAUGUGCUGCUAAAAUUAGACGAGGUAGAUACGGGAGGUGACCUGGACGUCAGAGCGAUGAGGAGGGAGCUCGUGAAGUAUGUUCAGGAUGUCUUAAAAGACAUCGAUGAGUGUCUACCUCUUUCCAGUAGACCUAAGGAUAGGUGAUCUAUGCGCAUGCAUCUCUUCCUAUUUGCGGGUUCCAGAACUACCAUAUUUUCCAAGAUUCGCCUCUACCUUAGAUUGCUGUCGAAGCUACUUCAUUACGAUAGCAUCUCACUAGUUCUACCCAAGACAUAUCUGCUUAGUAAAUCACGGGUUCACAGGCUAGAUAGAUAUCGAU